Hordeum vulgare subsp. vulgare (domesticated barley) is the source of this 752-nucleotide messenger RNA. RefSeq names its product actin cytoskeleton-regulatory complex protein pan1-like. Lineage: Eukaryota; Viridiplantae; Streptophyta; Magnoliopsida; Poales; Poaceae. Bases 81 to 479 code for a protein of 132 amino acids. The transcript is spliced from 6 exons. The record is from RefSeq and is a predicted model, not a curated record.
CACCAGCAGCGUCGCCAUCGAGCUCGAUCCACCCUCCCUCCCUCCCCACCGGCGACCGAUCAAGCCCUCCCCAAGCCCAGAUGGCGGAGACCGCCGCCCGGACUCCGCCUCCUGCUCCGCCGCCGGCGACUCGUACGAAGCUGUCGGGCGGGCUCGAGCCGCUGGACGCGCGCAUCAAGGAGCUGACCUCGUCGCAGGGAGAGCUGCUGGCCAGGAUCCAGAAGCUCAAACAGGAGGUGCAGAAGUGGCGCUCCAAUGUCGAGGCGCAGGUCAAGACCUGCCACAACGAGCUUGUGGAGGUGAAGGAGGGACUUGCUUCUGAAGUGCAGCACCUGAGAUCCGACAUCAAAGAGAUCAGGUCUGCCCUCCAGGAAGAGAAGGCGGGCUCGAAAACGGAGCAAACAGGGCAGACACAAGAAGACCAAGUACUCAAGACUGAUGAUGAAAAGACGGAACAACAAACUGCGGUGAAAGCAUGAAAAAUUUGCGAUCCCUGAUUCAAACAGAACUUGUGCAGGUGGAUGCUCAACUUAGUCAUCUGGACCACCCAGAAAAUUAGGCAAAUACAUAGUACUAGCACAUUAGGUCAGGAGGGGUAGAUAUGUAUAUGAACUGGCUUGCACAUCGCGCUUGCUUGCCACAUACUACCACUAUGUCGGUAUCAGCAAACUGGAGUGCAGAGGUUUCAAGACCCUGUAAGAGUGAAACAUUAUAACAUGGAGUCAUGGACAAUAAUUGAAUAUCUUGUCCCA